AUGUCUGAAUCCAUAUUCAAAGUUCGUACUAAGAAAUAUUUGAAACCAAUCUUAGAAACAUAGAUAAUUGGUAUAUCUAGAGUAAUUCUUGGAUUGCCCAUUGAUCACGUAUUUGAUAGAUUCAAGACUUUACUUUAAGCUGAGAACACUCAAUCAUCAAUGAAAUAAUUACUCAAAGAUACUUAUCGAAGGAACGGAGUUCUCAAAGGAGUUUUUGCUGGUUUCUCAUCCCAAAUCAGUAUUCAAUUGUUUAAACAAUACUACAGAUGGCCAAUGAUGAUAUUGAUCCCCAAAUACUAUAGGGAACUUUUACCAUAAACUUGGAUUGAGUAUCAUCCUGCCUUACACAAAGGAUUGGCAGGUGCAACAAUCGCAUUAUUUGAAUCUUUUGUCACUUGUCCUUUGGAAAGAAUUAAAUGUUAAUUGAUGACUCAACAUUAAUCAAAAUCAAUACUUAAAUAGUUAUGGAGAAAUGAAAGGUCCUUGUCUCAUUUUAUGAGGAAUCUUUACACCGGCAUGGAAGCAAUGGUGUUGAAAUAAAUAGUAUCUUGGACGAACUACCUCUAUUGGGACCACAAGAUUAGAUACUCAUUUAAAGAGAGCCCAAGUCAAGCUCUAACUUUGCCUUAAAUUGCAAUGUGUAGUCUAUUGACUGCAAUCCCAAACAUCCUUUUUGUCUAACCAUUUGAUGCUGUGAAGACGGCGUAUUAAAUGGAACAAAAUGGAAAUUACAAAUAAUUAACUCUUCCAAAAGCCUUUAUCAAAGUUUAUAUGGACAAAGGCUUCAUUGGGUACUAUGCUGGUUGGUAGCUGAGACUGUCUCAAUUUAUGGUUUAGGCAGCCUUAACUACUCCAGUAAUGGAUUAUUUGGAAAGAUUACAUGGUCUACCAUGUGAACUCUGA
Paramecium tetraurelia is the source of this 903-nucleotide messenger RNA. RefSeq lists its product as uncharacterized. Lineage: Eukaryota; Ciliophora; Oligohymenophorea; Peniculida; Parameciidae. The record is from RefSeq and is a predicted model, not a curated record. The transcript has 3 exons.